UCUGGCACUCCUUCUCAGCCUCCGAGCAUGCGCUCACCCUUUGGCGGUCCAUCAUCUAUCAGCACAGCACCAGUUACAACACAACCGCCAACACCAUUUUCGGGAUCAUUGCAGAAUGUGCCACCUCCUUCGGGUUCCUCUCCAUUUGCAGCACCUGGUCAAGGCAUGCCUCCACCCAUGGGUGCCCUUUAUGGAACACAGUCGUGGCAAAUGCCACCCCAUCAGGGGCCUCCACCUUCUGCUAUUCCUGGUUCGAUGCAACCACCAAGUAUGUACGGAAUGGCGCCUCCUCUUCCAAAUCAGGCAGUGGCUUCGAUAACACCUUCUAUUGGUCAUACCAGUCCAUCAAAAGUUGAUCCCAAUCAAAUCCCGCGCCCAAUUCCAAAUGCCUCUAUAGUUCUGCAUGAAACCCGACAAGGCAACCAAGCCAAUCCCCCUCCGCCUGCCACAAGUGACUAUAUUGUUAGGGACACUGGAAAUUGCAGCCCACGGUUCAUGAGGUGUACUCUUAAUCAGAUUCCAUGCACUGUUGACUUUUUGACAACCUCGGCAAUGCCAUGGGCUUUAUUGGUCCAGCCCUUGGCUCUUCCUCAUCCAUCUGAAGAGCCCCUCCCGGUGGUUGAUUUUGGGGAAAGUGGUCCUGUUCGGUGCUCUCGUUGCAAAGGCUAUAUAAAUCCUUUCGUGAAGUUUAUUGAUCAAGGAAGACGUUUCAUCUGUAACUUGUGUGGGCAUACCGAUGAAACUCCACGUGACUAUCACUGCAACUUGGGUCCAGAUGGCAGGCGUAGAGAUGCUGAUGAAAGGCCCGAACUAUGCCGAGGAACUGUUGAGUUUGUCGCUACCAAGGAAUAUAUGGUGCGAGAUCCCAUGCCGGCUGUAUAUUUCUUCCUAAUAGACGUUUCCAUGAAUGCCAUUCAGACCGGUGCAACUGCAGCUGCUUGCAGUGCGAUCAGCCAAGUUAUUACUGAUCUCCCUGAAGGUCCUCGAACAUUGGUUGGAGUUGCUACAUUUGACUCAACUAUCCACUUUUACAAUCUCAAGCGUGCAUUACAGCAGCCAUUGAUGCUUAUAGUCCCUGAUGUCCAAGAUGUUUACACCCCCCUUCAAACCGAUGUUAUUGUGCAGCUCUCAGAGUGCCGUCAGCACCUAGAGCUUCUCCUAGAAAGCAUCCCAACAAUGUUCCAGAAUAACAGGACUGCUGAUUCAGCUUUUGGGGCUGCAGUCAAGGCUGCUUUCUUGGCAAUGAAAAGCACUGGAGGCAAACUUCUUGUGUUUCAAUCAGUCCUGCCAUCUACUGGUAUUGGAGCCCUUUCUGCUAGAGAAGCUGAAGGAAGAACCAAUGUAUCAGCUGCAGAAAAGGAGGCUCACAAGUUGCUUCAGCCGGCUGAUAAAACUUUGAAGACAAUGGCUAUUGAGUUUGCCGAGUAUCAGGUCUGUGUUGACGUGUUUCUCACAACUCAAUCAUAUGUAGAUAUUGCCUCUAUCUCGGUCAUCCCUAAAACUACCGGUGGGCAGGUGUACUACUAUUUCCCUUUUUCUGCUCUUGCUGAUUCUGCCAAGCUAUACAAUGAUCUUCGAUGGAAUAUCACUAGGCCCCAAGGGUUUGAGGCAGUAAUGCGUGUAAGAUGUAGUCAGGGAAUUCAAGUUCAGGAGUACUCUGGAAAUUACUGUAAAAGAAUUCCAACAGAUGUUGAUCUACCUGCGAUUGACUGUGACAAAACAAUUAUGGUGACAUUGAAACAUGAUGACAAAUUGCAGGAUGGUUCAGAAUGUUCUUUUCAGUCUGCCGUUCUUUACACUACUAUCGAUGGCCAAAGAAGAAUCCGAGUGUCAACUUUGGCUCUGCCUUGCACAACUUUGUUGAAUAACAUGUUUCGAUCAGCUGACUUGGACACACAAUUUGCUUGCAUCUUAAAGCAAGCGGCCAGUGAAGUGCCAACUGCUCCUCUCUCAAAGAUCAGAGAGCAAGUGACAACCCUUUGCAUCAACAUUCUGCACUCUUAUCGUAAAUACUGCGCCACAGUGUCAUCCUCGGGACAACUUAUCCUUCCAGAGGCACUUAAACUUCUUCCUCUUUACACACUGGCUUUGCUUAAAAGCACUGGACUUAGAACUGAUGGACAGAUUGAUAGUAGGUCCUUCUGGAUUAAUUAUGUUUCCCCACUCUCUACUCCAUUGGCAAUCCCUCUGGUCUACCCUAGAUUGAUAGCCAUUCACGAACUCGAUACAGAGGAGAAUGACGAUUCUCUUAUUCCUCCUUCUAUUCCACUUUCCAGUGAACAGAUCAGUGACAACGGGAUCUAUCUUCUCGAGAAUGGCGAGGACUGUUUGAUAUAUGUUGGGAACUCUGCAGAUCCUAGUGCUAUCCGUCAGCUGCUAGGCAUUUCAUCUGUUGAAGAAAUUCCUGCUCAGUUUGUUCUGCAGCAGUAUGACAAUCCACUUUCUAAGAAGCUCAACGAUAUCAUUAAUGAUAUUAGACGCCAAAGGUGUAACUAUCUCCGCUUAAAAUUAUGCAAAAAGGGGGAUCCAUCAGGCAUGUUAUUUUUCUCACACAUGGUAGAAGACAAGACACAAAGUGGACUUUCAUACGUCGAAUUUCUAGUGCAUAUCCAUCGGCAAAUUCAAAAUAAGAUGGCUUGAGAGAAGAUGUCCAAUUCUCUUCAUGAAUUUUGACCAUAGAGAAAGGGUGGUACAGAUGGUUUCAGUAUGAAGAGGCGCAAAUAAGCUUUCGAGGAGCGGCCUCAUCCAUGAUGUUCUGUUGAAAAGCAGGAAAAGCUAGUUUAGAUGUCAGAGCUCUCGAAGAAUUUUUGAAGUGUAGCACAUACUCAAAAAGAAUGAAGAAGAAGCAUACUUUUCUGUACUUUCACAGUGAUAGUGUUAUUUAUUCUGUUUAUUUUUCUUGAUAUGAUUUGUAAAACUAAAAUAGAUAAAAGGGUUUUGUUGACUAUAUGGAGGAUGGUGUCGAAAAAGUGGUUCUUUUUC
This is a messenger RNA of Nicotiana tabacum (common tobacco), 2982 nucleotides long. The record is from RefSeq and is a predicted model, not a curated record. NCBI's taxonomy places the organism in Eukaryota, Viridiplantae, Streptophyta, Magnoliopsida, Solanales, Solanaceae.